GGACGACUCAAACCGGAAGUGAUGUUGUUGCUAAACGACUACCUCCUAAAGCGUGAGGCGUGUUAUUCAGACACACUACCUCUCGGAGAGAAGUCAUGACGUUCUGCUCCUUCUUCGGCGGCGAGGUUUACAAAGACCACUUCAAACCAGGGGUUUAUGUUUGCACCAAGUGUGACCACCAGCUGUUCUCCAGCCGCUCCAAGUACGAGCACUCGUCUCCGUGGCCGGCCUUCACGGAGACCAUCCACGAGGACAGCGUGUCCAAAUACAAGGAGAGACCGGGAGCGUACAAGGUGAGCUGUGGGAAGUGUGGAAAUGGACUGGGCCAUGAGUUUGUCAAUGACGGGCCAGCCAAAGGGUCGUCUCGCUUCUGAAUAUUCAGCAGCUCACUGAAGUUCGUCCCUAAAGAUAAGGUUGAUGGACAGUAAGGUGAGCGGGCUGGGGGACGUGUUGCUGGGAUUGUAGGAGUUCCUUUGUGCUGCUGAAGGUGCGGCCAGUGGAUGAGGAGUUCUGGAACAAAGCCCAAUCUGGGAGCCCCAGGCCUCUGAUGGAUAUGUGGCCUCACUGGACAGCAAAGAACAAGGGACUGGUCUCAGCACCUUUUUUAUUAUGCAAUCAACACAGAUUCAGAAAACAGGAUCACCUCACUGGUGACACAGUCACUGUCUCACACACUUAGAUUGUAUUUAUGGGUCGUGUUUGUGAGCUGUAUUUUACAUGUGAGUUCAUUUACCUUAGCAGUUGUUGCUGUAGUUGUACGGCUCUGACACUGACAAGAUAACGGAACAAAUGUACCAGAAAAGAGUAGCUUACAAAACUGAAUCUGAGACUAGAUGAUCCUUUUUCCCAGGGUCUAAUUCUGUUUUUUAUUUAUCAACAUGUUUUUAGUUUGAUAUGCUGAAUGUAGAAAAAGACUUACAUUAAGUGGGAUUAUCAUGAAUUCAAAAUAAUGCUGAUGGCAACACUAUCGGCGUCUCUAGCUGCUGCUUUCUACAUCACUCUUUAGCUUUAUGGAAAUGUAUCAAAAUGACUAAUAUGCAACGAACUGAAAUAAAUAUAUUUGAUUAAAAAUA
Scophthalmus maximus (turbot) is the source of this 1073-nucleotide messenger RNA. RefSeq names its product methionine-R-sulfoxide reductase B1-A-like. NCBI's taxonomy places the organism in Eukaryota, Metazoa, Chordata, Actinopteri, Pleuronectiformes, Scophthalmidae. The record is from RefSeq and is a predicted model, not a curated record. Gene Ontology annotation, molecular function: peptide-methionine (R)-S-oxide reductase activity. The transcript is spliced from 4 exons.